Saccostrea cuccullata (small rock oyster) is the source of this 1024-nucleotide messenger RNA. Its product is annotated as unhealthy ribosome biogenesis protein 2 homolog. The transcript is spliced from 9 exons. NCBI's taxonomy places the organism in Eukaryota, Metazoa, Mollusca, Bivalvia, Ostreida, Ostreidae. Gene Ontology annotation, cellular component: nucleolus. Gene Ontology annotation, biological process: ribosome biogenesis. The record is from RefSeq and is a predicted model, not a curated record. Bases 47 to 1024 code for a protein of 325 amino acids.
CAACCAAUCGAAGUUGCUCUCUUGUGUAUGGAGAUAAUUUUGGAUUAUGGCAAACAUUUACUCAGGAAUUUAUACAAAGCUUAAAGACAGAAGUACUGACAUCAAGGAUCGCCUGAAGCUGACUAAAUUUGCUUGGUUAUCAGACAAAGUCAUUUUCCCAAACAAAGAACAAGUCCUCAUUGAUUUUCUUGGCGGUCUUCUUUUAAACAGGAAAAGGAGUAACGUGACAGAGGAUGAGACAGGUCUUGUGUGGAGGUGUCUGUAUGAAAUUCUACAGACGAAAAAAUGUCAUGUACCUGCUAAUUUCCGACACACUCUCAUCAUCAAGCCCUCCAUAAGUCAGGUCUUAUGUGACAGCAUUUUGUUGGAGUAUGAGAAGACCUCGGGCUGUACAGCAAACAUUGUAGGAUGUGCCCUAGCCAUCAUAAAGUCUCCAACCUUAUCUUACGUCUUUACUUCAAAAUAUGAUUUUCUGGUGAAGUUUCUGGGCAAUGUAUCGCUAUUAAUUGUGAGAACCAUCCAGGAUGGACGACUGGUUUCCUCUGAUCUUAUUCAGCUGUUACAGAAAUGUACAGCCACCUACAGUGUGUCUCAAAGGGCACACCCACAGCAAACAAAGGUUUUCCAGUCUGUGGUUGAACGGUUACUUAUUUCUACUUUGUUGCUUGGAAGUUUGGCAGAGAAAUGUCCAGAGCUUAAAAACUCGGUGGAGAAUCUAAAUGGCAUCCUUGAUCAGGCAUUGUUUCAUAGAGAACACCACCCUUUCUAUGAGAGUUUCCUGUCAGCUGUAGCAGGAAAAGACGACAGAAAGCACAAAAUCUCUAAGACAAUCGAGAGCCUGUUUCACUCCUUAUCAAGUCUUCUUAACAAAAAGAAGGAACAGUGGAAUGACACAGAUACUCAGAAGAUUGUCAGUCAGUACCUGGUAGCUUCUUUGACCAUUUCCUGCACAGAAUCAUGGAGAGAAAGCGCUGACGGGAUUCCACCUGUUUGUCCACAUCUGUCAUCUCAUCGGGAUCAGUGA